This is a messenger RNA of Rotaria sordida, 225 nucleotides long. NCBI's taxonomy places the organism in Eukaryota, Metazoa, Rotifera, Eurotatoria, Philodinida, Philodinidae. The record is from the annotation of a GenBank genome assembly.
AUGAAUUUUCUUUCAUUAGGAAAAAUUUCAAGAAAAGUGAAUCAAUUUGAUGAUGCUGAAAAAUUUUAUCAACGUUUAUUAAAAGAAUUACCAUAUGAUCAUUCAAAUAUAGUUGAUUGUUAUUAUAGUUUAGAAAUUAUUAUUGAUGAAAAAGGAGAUUAUGAAUCAAGCUUAGAAUGGCAUGAAAAAUCAAUUGAAAUUAAAAAACAAACACCAAAAAAAUGA